Coffea eugenioides is the source of this 438-nucleotide messenger RNA. Its product is annotated as universal stress protein A-like protein. The transcript is spliced from 4 exons. The record is from RefSeq and is a predicted model, not a curated record. Lineage: Eukaryota; Viridiplantae; Streptophyta; Magnoliopsida; Gentianales; Rubiaceae. The coding region runs from base 1 to 438 and encodes 145 amino acids.
AUGGAAGCGGGCGCUGCGAGGGGGGCUGUUGAGUUCCGUGAGGAUAUUAGAAGGGUAAUGUUGGCCGUUGAUGAGCAUGAAGGAAGUUUCUAUGCAUUAGAGUGGACUCUGAAGAAUCUGCACGACUCAAUCAUCAAAUUCCAACCUGCUCGAGAGGUGAGGAGAGAAGUUCAAGAGGAUCAAAAGAAGACUGCUGCUUCCUUGUUGGAGAAUGCCCGGGAGAUUUGCAUCAGGCAUGGGAUAACUCCAGAAGCAAUUACAGACGUUGGAGAUCCAAAAGAUGCAAUACGAGAGGAGGCAGUGGAACGGCUAAAUAUUCAACUGCUUAUGGUAGGCAGCCAUGGUAGAGGUGCUCUGAAGAGGGCUUUUCUUGGGAGUGUUAGCAAUUACUGCGUUCACAAUAUGAAAUGCCCGGUUCUUGUGGUGGAGAAACCUUGA